This is a messenger RNA of Pseudopipra pipra, 991 nucleotides long. Its product is annotated as maestro heat-like repeat-containing protein family member 6. The record is from RefSeq and is a predicted model, not a curated record. The coding region runs from base 29 to 652 and encodes 207 amino acids. NCBI's taxonomy places the organism in Eukaryota, Metazoa, Chordata, Aves, Passeriformes, Pipridae. Gene Ontology annotation, cellular component: cytoplasm. The transcript has 6 exons.
GCAGGAUGCAGACACGGACGCGGUUGAGAUGACUCUCACUGUGUUCAUCAAUGUGCUGGGCUUGAAAAUCAUCCAAAUAUCCAGCCCAAUAGCCCUGAAGUUGCUUGAGGCGCUGCGGCCACUCUUUGACAACGAGCACAGCCAGCUGCAGCAGCUCUCCAUGCUCCUCUUCCGGGAGGUGAUGGAAGCGACAGAGAGGAGCAAGAGCCUAAAGCCACACGUGUACCUGAGUCUGGUGCCAUUCUACUUCAACUGGCACAAUGAGAACCAGCGUGUGGCAGAGGCCUCUCGGAGAGCACUGUUUGGUGCAGCCAGGUUCCUGAAGUGGAGGGAUCUUGAGCACUUGGUGACCAUGGAGCAGCCAUGGAGGUUUCCCGAGUGCCUGCUGGAAAAGGACAGGAGCCGAGUGGGCCAGUACGUGCGCCAGGCCCUGCCGUUCCUGGAGAGCCCAGAGGAGCCCCUGCGAAAGCUGGCCAUCAAGUUUCUGGGGAUCGCCGCCAGGUCCAUGAAGCAGGAGCAGCCAGAGCUGCAGCUCAUCUGCCAAGCCCUUCAAGACAUCACUGAUGACAGCCCUGCUGUCUCAAACCUGGCCCAGGAAACGCUCCACAUCAUCAGAGCUGUACGGAGAACUUCAUUCUUCCCAUUCUGGUAGUCUCCGUUGCUGCCUCUUCCAGCCCGUAGAAGUGUAACAGAUGACAUCAGACUCGCCAUGGCAGGCCUGGCAAUUCAACACUGCUACGUGCUGAGAGCUGUACAGAUGGCUCCCUACUGCAGAUUCCAGCAGCUCCAAGACUGGCUGUGCAGAGCAUGGCAGGCCCGGCCUUUUCCGCAGGGCAGUGUCUGCCUGUGCUGCUGCAGCUCUGUGGAGAAGUGAUGCAGGAAACUCCAUCUCCUGGAGCCACCUGAGCCUGUGGGGAAGAUGCCUCUUCCCUGCAAGCACCUCCUUUGAGCUCAGCAUGGGAAUAUUACAUCCAUGUUAUCACAUACAGAA